AUGGCCGAGAAAUCGGCGAUGGUCGUGCGAGAAAUCUGUCCGGAGGAGUGGAUUGGUCUCUGUCGCAUCAAGGACACUCAAGUGGUGAUCCGCAUGGCCGCCACCAGUACCUCCACGGUGAUCUGCACCCUGGCGCACGGCAAGCGCAUCAUGGUGGAACAGGCCAUUCGUGGCGGCAAAGGAAAGAUCUGGGGUCGCAUCUCCAACCCAGUGGCAGGUUGGGUCCUCUUGGCUGAUCAACAGAAUGGCUACAAGGCGGUUUCCAAGGCCAACGUCCCCAGCCCGGUGCAAGAGCACGCAGCUCAUCGGACGUCGCGCAGCGAGACCCCGAAGACCCUCAGCGGUGCCCUGCGCUCCAUGGCCAGCGGCCAGUCCUACGGCAGCCGCGACAGCGCCGGCAGCGGCGCGUCGGCCUCAAAGGGCUCGGCCGUGCCCAGGGAGACAUCAAAAGACUAG
Molecule: messenger RNA, 456 nt
Organism: Cladocopium goreaui
Lineage: Eukaryota; Dinophyceae; Suessiales; Symbiodiniaceae
Source: the annotation of a GenBank genome assembly